AUGGCUUCUUCUUCCGCCUUUAACAAUUACAUCGUUGACUCCGCUAUGGGGCCUACCUGCAGCCGGCAAGUUCCUCCAGGCUCCUUUGGCGUGCCCGCGCGCAGCGGGCACGUCUCCAACAAGGUCCGCUGGCUCAAUGGCAGAGCGUCUGACUACGACUCCAAGUUCUGGGACAUCCCAGGAGACGAUCAAGUAAUCAGGAGGUUCCAGGUUCGACCCCUGGGUGGAUCGAGAGAACUGGCCACAGGGCCGCAAUUUACCUUUUGCAGGGCGUUUCUUUUUGUUCCAUGCUUUCUCUACUUUUAA
Chaetomium globosum CBS 148.51 is the source of this 306-nucleotide messenger RNA. RefSeq lists its product as uncharacterized. Lineage: Eukaryota; Fungi; Ascomycota; Sordariomycetes; Sordariales; Chaetomiaceae. The transcript is spliced from 2 exons. Bases 1 to 306 code for a protein of 101 amino acids. The record is from RefSeq and is a predicted model, not a curated record.